UACGCGGAAGUUGAGGUUACACUUUUUAAGAAAACGCCUACAGCUUUUUGACUGUUUUUGUUCUGCGUCUUUUUUGAUUCGUUAAAACUCUUUGCGUUUCAGAAUUAGUUAGGGAAUUUUUAUUUUAUUUUACUAACUGCAAACGAUCCCCGGAAGGCAGGGAAAACCGGAAGUGACUUUUAAACACGCCGGAGGACGAUGAAGCUCGCGCGGGAAUGAACGAGAGUGGCACCCAGCUGCUUGCCCGUCUGGAGGCUCGCCGAUGCCUGAAGGACAUUGAACCUCGCCUGUUUGCCGAGGAUGAGGGACCACGCCACGGUGAGGUGGUGGAGUUGUGCGGCGCUGAGGGCACAGGGAAGACGGAGCUGCUGUACCACCUCCUGUGUCGCUGCGUGCUGCCAGAGGCUGCUGGCGGACUGGAGGUGGACGCCCUGUUUGUGGACACUGACUACAGCCUGGACAUGUUACGACUGGUCAGCAUUCUGGAUAGCAGACUGAGCUCAGCCGGAUUGGAGGAGGCAGCAUUACGUUCCAGCCUUUCCCGUCUCCUUGUUGUUCACUGCUCCUCAUCCUCCCAGCUCCUCCUCACCUUGCACUACCUAGAGACCACCUUGAAUUCACGACCCAGCCUGGCUCUGCUUUUGAUUGACAGCAUUUCUGCCUUCUAUUGGCUGGACCGCUGUGAGGGCGGAGCCAGCAUCAGCAGACAGGAGGAGAAGCUCAGCAAGUGUGCAGAGCUACUGGGACGACUGCUCAGGGAUUACAAAUUCACCAUCUUUGCCACCUGCCAUACCAUUAGGAGGAGUUGUAGCGGACUGGCUGCGUCACGCUCUUCCACUUUAGAAGCUGACCGCCCGUAUCUGUGUCGCCCCUGGCAACGCCUUGUUACACACAGAGUGCUGUGUUCUCGACAGGAAGCUGAAAACCACACAGCAGGAGGAAGCAGGGAGGAGAAAAGACAAGUGUUUCGUGUCCACUGCAGCUCCUCUUCCUCCAGGACAAAGGCUUCCAGGAUCAGCUCCUUCUGUGUCACCGAUGCUGGAGUCCAGUUUAUCUGAAGUUAUUUUUUUCUGAAGAAGUUCUAAAUUUUUCUGUCGUUUCAAUGAAAAACUUUCUAAUAAAAUCUGAUAUCCCUCUGUGAAGUGGAUGUAUUUGUUGUUUUCAAUGUAAGUGGCAGUUCACAAUAAACUUUCUCCCACAAAACAA
Messenger RNA from Oryzias latipes (Japanese medaka), 1206 nucleotides. It is a transcript of the gene xrcc2, whose product is annotated as X-ray repair complementing 2. The record is from RefSeq and is a predicted model, not a curated record. Gene Ontology annotation, molecular function: four-way junction DNA binding; ATP-dependent DNA damage sensor activity; ATP binding. Lineage: Eukaryota; Metazoa; Chordata; Actinopteri; Beloniformes; Adrianichthyidae. Gene Ontology annotation, cellular component: Rad51B-Rad51C-Rad51D-XRCC2 complex; centrosome; replication fork. Gene Ontology annotation, biological process: DNA strand invasion; double-strand break repair via homologous recombination.